Pyricularia oryzae 70-15 is the source of this 2891-nucleotide messenger RNA. RefSeq lists its product as uncharacterized. The transcript has 2 exons. Bases 783 to 2345 code for a protein of 520 amino acids. Gene Ontology annotation, molecular function: protein binding. The record is from RefSeq and is a predicted model, not a curated record. NCBI's taxonomy places the organism in Eukaryota, Fungi, Ascomycota, Sordariomycetes, Magnaporthales, Pyriculariaceae.
UUUUGCUCACUGGGGGUUCUUGAAAGAUCUAUCUCUCUCUCUGCCUGGUCUAACACUCUCGUCCUCCCUGAGUCGUUCAAGGAGUCCACCCUUGGGAGUGUAUCUUUUUAUUUCCUAUUUCCCAUUGAAGAUCCCGAGACACGGCAACUAAACUUUUAUGCUCGCCCAUGAACUCGACGUUGGCGGCGAGUAGAUCUUUGCGAUUUGUGAAGUGCAUACCUUUCAGAUUUGUCGGGGAUCAAGUGUCCAAGACCAAAGUGCAUCUUCUUUUUUUUUCAUGCGUACAUCAAGUAUAAACUGCUGUAUCUGUAUCUUGGGACAUUGAGUCAAAGACUUCUGCCUGCUACUCCGUCUAGCCUGCCUGUCGCAAUGGCCGUCCUCUGCCGCGCCGCCCAAUGAUACAGAACAAAACAUAUGUAGCAGCACCCAAACAAAAACGCACACACGCUGCAUCGUCAACCCACACCAGUCUACGAAAGAGCCUAAAAGGGCGGCUCGCAGCGGCAACGGACGAGUCACAGUCGCGAGCUAGGGAGAGUAGCCGACGAGAGUGACUGUGUCCAGGGGGGCUAGAAUUCCCCAGCGGCUGGUCGCGGCGGAUACUCAACCAUAAUCCCUGCCAUAUUGUUUUCGCAAGUACUUCUGGUAGCACAGAAAUACCAGCUUAAAAUCCCCAGGACUGCUCGUUGCAGACAUCCAGAGGCCCCAGAAAAAAAAACCACCAAUCUCGCUCUUCGGCACCAAGACAGACACCAGUCUUUUACUUUUAAAACCAGCAAUAAAUGUCCUGUUUGUCAGUCACCCUUCCACUUGGAUUGCCACCCCGUGGAAGCGACAUGGAACCAGAAAACACGACCAUGCCCUACCAAUUCCAGGGGCUAUCAUCGGCAGCAACGCCUUCGAAUCACUCCUCGCCUUCUUCCUAUACAGUCAGUGAUUUUGGAGACGACCGAAGCUAUACCACCUCGGCCAUCAGGACAGAGCCCUCGAACCACCGCUUCUCCCCAUACACACCGCCUUCUAUACAAGUAACAGCGCCAUCAUUCUACAGCCUCUCCAACGGAUAUAGCCCUGGAUAUACGCUCCCGCACCGACGACCCCACCAAGACUCGCGUCGAAGAUCGUAUGGUCCUUCUUCAAGAUCAACCUCGAGGUCACUCUCACCCUCCCCAGGCCUGUCGCCACCUACAAGACCAGUGAUGCCACCCAUCGUCAAAAGUGAAAGCUACUUCGCCGCGGGGACUGACUUGAGCCACUACCCUCAUGCUCCAUCACAACUAGCCCAAGUGACCACUGCAUCACCAUCGACCGCCACCCUGGCCCCUAUCGUUUCGUUCCCUUCACUGUCCCUCCCGCUGCACCCCGCGCUGGAAAUGUUCCGGGGCCAUCAGGCUUUUCUCACGCAGCGAACGGUGGAGAGACUCAUGCAGCCCUAUUGCAACGAGUCUGAGAGCGAAGCGCCAUUUGGCAGGCUGCCAAAGGAGGUCUUUGACAGGGUGCAGGAAAGUGUAGACUACGAGACUCUGAUCUUUGCCAAAGGGGUCUCGAGGGCCUGGCGAAGAAUGAUUGACCCGCAACUUGCGGACCGAGUGGACAAAAUGUCGUUUGUGCGAGAUAGGGAGAGCAGAGGUCGCCACUGCAAGGCCGAGAGGUCGGCGGGCGGCAAUGGGAUUCCAUACAAGAUCGGAUGUUAUUUCUGCUACACCGUCAAGGACGCCAACCUCUUCGAGGCGCCCGGUAACCAAAAGCACUACGCCGUGAUCUGGAUCGACGAGGCCACCAAGAAAGUACGCUACGAGGGGCUCGCCGAUGAUGACCCGCGCAUCCCAAAACCCAACGACGGGGGCUUCAAAGACGGCAUCAAGCCCAUCUCUGGCCGUCGACCAAGCUACAACGCGGAGACGACGGGAUAUGGAGGCGGCUACGCAUCACCGGGUCAAGAGUUGACUCAAUCGCAACUUUGGCAGCCCCCGGCCGUGCAGCCUGCUCAACACAGUCUAUACAACCAGCAUCACCACAACGGAAACCAUCAACCGCAGCACUACCACAACCACCAUCUGCAACCGAAUCAGCAACAACAACAACAACAACAACAACAACAACAGCAGCAGCAGAAACACCAGCAGCAGCCAGAGUAUGCCGCCGUAGUCAGCUUGCGGAGAUACUGCAUCGAGUGUGGCGUUGAUAACGAUCUUUACGAGCCACGGGCGGUGUUCAAAGAUUGGACCGAGAAGAGAAAGCUCUGGGUCUGUGACUGCGCAAAGCUCCCGCCUCUUGAAAGGAUACACGAUCAGGAAAAGGAGGACUUUUGUUCUAGAUGUAAUGUGAGGGCGUCAUAUCGCUAGAGGUCUGAGGGUCGAGGUCUGUCUUUGCCAGAGACCUCCAAGGAUGGUUCUAAGGACAGGGACAUUGCAGUCAUCUAUGAAUGCCGUUCGAAGCACCAACGGAGCAAACAAGAUUCACAACCCACACAUAUCUGGUCCCAGACUGGAUACCACGAUAUUUCCCAUUACUUUACGAGCUUUCUCGUCGAUGAAGAAACAGUCUUCAGCUUACUUACAAACUACUAAACUCUCUCUGACCGGUUUUGGCAUGGUAUGGAUACACGUGGAAAUACUUUUUUUUAGUUUUACAUAGAUCGACGCUCUUAUCAGACGGUGGGCGAGCACACCUCAGGGAUACGAAGAAGACGGCUUCUUUUUUUUUGCUGACUAGACACAGCUAUGCCACAUAGCUCUUGAUGUUCCUGUACUGCUACAGCUCGAUGAUUGCCUCUCCCUGAUCAGGUGCUGAAAAAUCAGUAACACAAAUAAUAUGUUAUUAUUGCAUGCCAGACUCAAAAUACCUGCGUGCUUUGCCGGGUUACUCGGAUAGCUGUCUAGAUAUGUUUC